Cladocopium goreaui is the source of this 849-nucleotide messenger RNA. NCBI's taxonomy places the organism in Eukaryota, Dinophyceae, Suessiales, Symbiodiniaceae. The record is from the annotation of a GenBank genome assembly.
AUGGCGCGGGCUGUCUCGGAAAACCAACUGAAGCUUGGAAGCCUGAACUGGAGGCCCCCUGAUGCGACCCAGCAGACCCCUGGCACCGACGAGAAAAAAGAGAAAAAUGGACCGCCAGCUGUUUGCGAAGGUCAACUUGAUGCGAUGUACAGUAUAACGAUAUCAGAGGAUCUCCUUGCACUGCAAACUCUCACAGCGAGCCGGAACCUGCUGAAGGUGUGUGGCUCGUUGAACGCAGAUAUCAUCAUCGAGUUAAAGACUCAGCCACCGAAUGGCGCAGUAGAUGCGGGCUACAUUGCCUACAGUGCUAGUCCAGACACUGGCAUCAUGGUUCCCGGCGGCAAAGGUGCCAACCAAGCUGUUGCAGCAGCCCGACUCAGCGGUAGCAGCCGCAAGGCAGAAUUUGUGUGCCAGUUUGGCAAUGAUUCACAUGCCGGGAAGCUGGAAAAGGUCCUAGUGGACAAUGGCGUGGAAAUCAAAGGUUCCGGACGAGCCGACAAGCCGUCAGGGCAAGCGUUUAUUUUCUUGGAAGAGGAUGGUUCCAACUCCAUCCUCAUCGUGGGUGGCUCCAACGUGGCCUGGCCAAAAGAGGUCACAAGCUUUGCCAGGCAGAUUCGGAGUGCCAGUGCCGUGCUCUUGCAGCGUGAGAUCCCGGAGUACAUCAACGAGGCGGUGGCCCAGGUGGCUUUCGAGGCAGGUGUGCCCGUCAUCCAGGACGUGGGUGGUGAGGAGCGUUCCUUCUCCGAUGCGCUGGGCCAGCUCCACUUGGAACCAAACCAUUGCAAGACCUUCGUCUUUCAAUCAGAGAGCAUGCGCAGCACCAAGGAUUCGAAGGAGAAAGUGGCCUAA